CUGUCGCAAACUUCAAAGAGUGUCAAAAUAGGUGGCAGUACAGUCACAUUUGAGCAUUAAUAAAUGAAGCGUUUUUAUUACUACUAUCAUUAUACUCCUCUAACUUGACACUGUUACAAAUAAAAUGCUGUCAUUCUGAUGAAGUACUGCGUUUUGUCGCCGGGUGAUGACGUAAGUGCGGGCGCAGCGUCGAGAGCAGACCAAAAAAAAAAAAGUCCCAAAUUCUCGACUUUAUUUCUUCACCAACACGACACUGGCGGCGAUGGACGCGAGCGUGAGGGAAAUCCUGGUCUCGUCCCGGCCGGGCUCCUCCUACUUCCUGCGAGCGGAAGCCAGCGGGCGGGGCUUCGCCUCCGGCUUUCGGGUGCUGCUCAGCGACGGACGGCGAGCCUGGAGAGGAGAAGCGAGCGAGGCGUCCGUGCGCCGAGAGGCGGACGAACUGGAGAUGUCCGAGGAGAAGUACGUGCGCGACCUCCGGGAGGCGCUGACGGGGGGCGGAAGCGCCGACUCUUACCGCUUCGACCUUUCGCCGCCGCCGCCGCCCGAUGACGGCGCGGCGAUCACGCUGACCUACGCCAAAGUGCGGAAGGACAUCUCGUUCAGGCUGGGCUCGGUGGCGCUGAGUCCGGUCCCGGAGCCGUCGGAGGCCGCCAGGGGUUUGCUGACCCUCAGUCUGGCGAGAGGAACGUCCUUGGAGCACCGGAACCGGGAGCUCCGCGAGCAGAACCGACGCCUGGGGCAAGAACAUCGGCGCGUCGCCGCAGAGUUGAGGCGCUACGUGGAGGGCAAAGAAGAGCUGGAGGCGGAGCUUUACUCUCGCUUUGUCCUGGUGCUGAACGAGAAGAAAGCCAAAAUCCGCCGGCUCCAGGAAAGCCUCAACGGGCUCCAGGCCGGUCACGAGGGACCCGCCAAGGAGACGAGACAAGACGGGGACCGAGCGGCGAAGGCGGGGGAAGACCUCGAGUACGGCGGCACCACCGACGACGACGACGCAGCUUGUGACGAAAUUGGGGAGGGGGCAAACCCCAAACAAUUUCGACACGCCGCCGCCGCCGUCUGCCCUCCCUUCGGAGAAACGCGGACCCGUUCUCCCGGCCCGUUGGACGACGGCCCCGGUGGUGACAUCACGGACGUGGCGCCCACUCGCGAGCGACGCCUGCGCCACCCGGAGGCCUCGCACGCAAGGAGCGACUUCCCGGCGGCAACCGAUCAGCAGCGACCGCCGCGCCGUCGCCGUGAUGCGGCGGAGGCGGAGGACCUGUUUGAGGACUUCUGAUUCCCGCAAGAAGGCCCGGAAAGAUUCUGCGGACGUCGAUCCGGAGCGUCGUUCUGCCGGUUGGAGCUGCCGACCCCCGGAAAGAACUCUGGAGCAAGAUUGUCGUCCCGUUUGGCAAAAUGGCGGCGACAUUUUUUUGGCGUAAAAAUGUUCCCAUUCGGCCUCCCAAUGACAAGAAAAACCAGCAACGCUCUUGCUGGACGUGCUUUUCUUUUUCUUUUUCUUUGUGUGGGGUCGUCGUCGUCGUCGUCCCCAAAGGAUGGAAAUUGGACUCUCGGAUGUUUGUGGAACUGAUGAAUCUUGUAAAAAUGUAACAAAAAACAAAAAACCCCAAAAUAAAUCACUUGGGGAAAUGCGA
Syngnathoides biaculeatus (alligator pipefish) is the source of this 1634-nucleotide messenger RNA. It is a transcript of the gene xrcc4, whose product is annotated as X-ray repair complementing defective repair in Chinese hamster cells 4. The transcript is spliced from 7 exons. The record is from RefSeq and is a predicted model, not a curated record. Lineage: Eukaryota; Metazoa; Chordata; Actinopteri; Syngnathiformes; Syngnathidae. Bases 263 to 1276 code for a protein of 337 amino acids. Gene Ontology annotation, cellular component: DNA ligase IV complex; DNA-dependent protein kinase-DNA ligase 4 complex; nucleus. Gene Ontology annotation, biological process: positive regulation of ligase activity; double-strand break repair via nonhomologous end joining; response to X-ray. Gene Ontology annotation, molecular function: DNA binding.